Gadus chalcogrammus (walleye pollock) is the source of this 1826-nucleotide messenger RNA. It is a transcript of the gene cipcb, whose product is annotated as CLOCK-interacting pacemaker b. NCBI's taxonomy places the organism in Eukaryota, Metazoa, Chordata, Actinopteri, Gadiformes, Gadidae. The transcript is spliced from 5 exons. The record is from RefSeq and is a predicted model, not a curated record. The coding region runs from base 384 to 1826 and encodes 480 amino acids. Gene Ontology annotation, biological process: negative regulation of DNA-templated transcription; negative regulation of circadian rhythm. Gene Ontology annotation, cellular component: nucleus.
GCCUCUUCCAGCGAACACAAUGUACUCAACUUGCCACACGACCGCGGUCACGUUUCUAGGCCUUGUGCCAGCUCGUCGGCCAAUCAGGAACGAGGGAAUCUAAAGAGGGCGGGUACGACGCGCCUAAAGAAAGCAGCGGUUCUACUACUACACCACAAGCCCCGCCCAUUGUUUUCCAAAUAUGGCAAGAUGAACUACAAAGCGUCUGGAGCACGGUGUGUUUCCUCCUGCGAUUCUGCGCCCGGAAACAUUGUUUGACUGUGUUUUAGAGAGACAAAUGAAAGCCACAGUCGCUUAUUGGUUCCAACGCCGUUACUAAAGGUGUAGCCGUGGGAAACACUGAUGUAUAUCAGUGGUGACCUUUCAAGCGCGUAAAGCCACAGAUGAGCACAAGACGGAAGACGCAAAGCAACCACAGGGCCAUCAACAAACUCCGAACCAUGUCCGGUAGUUCCCGGGCGGAAUCUGAAAGAGACUCGGGAUUCUCCGAUACGAGCUCGGAGCCAAACAGCACCAGGGGAACCACAGACUCUGAGGACUUGACUCAUUGUGUCCCACAGCAAGGGGCAACACUGGGGUCGGGCUCUGUGAUCUCACAGCUGGCAGUGGUGGGAGGGUCAUCCUACCCCAACAUGUCUCCCAUGAUCAUCAUGAACAACGUCUUGCUCAAGCAGUCUAGCGACCCCCCAAAGCCUCUGAAGCCCUGGGGCUUCAGGCCUGCGGUGGAGGGGGUCCUGCCGGUGGUCCCGCCCGCCCAGGUGGUCUUCAUCCAACCGAUGCUCUCCCACCCAGCGCCCCCUCCCCAUAAAGACCCCCACUCCUCCAGACACAGGCGCCCCAAGAAGUACCUCCCCGUCCUCAAGUCCUACCCCAGGAUAGCCCCCCACCCCGGAGACAGCAGCUCCAGCUCCUUGGGUAGUACUGGCACUGCUUCUUCGUCGUCCGCCUCUUCCACGUCUUCGUCGUCCUCCUCUUCCUCAAGGUCAAAAAGUGGCACUAAAAUGACCUCCGGCCACUGGGAGCACUCUCACCGAGGCAAGCGUCACCAUCAGAAGAAGAAGAGCCAGUCUGGAGGUGGCGCUUCCCCGUCGGGGAGCACCGCUACCGCCCCCGUGUCCCCUCGCGCCCUACCACAGAAGCCCCUCCCCUCGGUGGAGAGCGAGCGACUCGCGCCGUCGGUGACCGCCCCGCCCACCUCAGAGCCCAGGGAGUCGCCGCCGGUCGCCCCGACGACGCUCCAGACGCAGACGUUGACGGUCACCACGACGACGCUCCAGACGCGGACGUUGCCGGUCGCCACGACGACGCUCCAGACGCGGACGUUGCCGGUCGCCAAGACGACGCUCCAGACACAGACGUUGCCGGUCGCCACGCAGACGACGCAGGUCGCCCCGACGACGCUCCAGACGCAGACGACGCAGGUCGCCCCGACGACGCUCCAGACGCAGACAUUGCCGGUCGCCCCGACGACGCUCCAGACGCAGACGACGCUGGUCGCCCCGACGACGCUCCAGACGCAGACGUCGUUGACCAGCUGCGACCCGAGGCCCACGGGCCCGGGCGCCGACCCGGACCCCGAGACCAAGAGGAUGCGCUUCUGCAACACGUACAACAUCCUGAGCGAGUCGGGCCUGCUGGACAUCACCCUGAAGACCAAGGAGCUGCAGCGGCAGAACCGGCACACGCAGGGCGAGCUGGACCGCCUCAAGGAGCACACGGAGCUCUUCAUCCAGGCGCUGCUGAGCGGCGACCCCGGAGUCAUCCUCAGGCUGCAGACCCGCCUGCAGGAAGAGGAGGAGGAGGAGGAGGAGGAGGAACUGCUGUGA